Messenger RNA from Cooperia oncophora, 381 nucleotides. NCBI's taxonomy places the organism in Eukaryota, Metazoa, Nematoda, Chromadorea, Rhabditida, Trichostrongylidae. The record is from the annotation of a GenBank genome assembly.
AUGGACAGUGAGAAGUAUUGUCAAAUUCUGGAGCGAUGUUACGUCCCGUUGAGCAGUAAGAUCUACAAUGGAUAUGGUGUUCUUGUGCAGGACAAUGCUCCUGCUCACAAGAGCAUGUAUACAAGAGCACGCCUAGACAUGUGGAACAUUAGGCUGCUUGACUGGCCACCGGAGUCACCCUAUUUGAACCCAAUCGAACUUGUCUGGGGCAACAUGAAAACUUUUAUUAGAAUGAUAUUUGAAGAUGCAACAAUUAUUGCAAGAAAGCGAAAUGUCCGAAGUUCGGAAGAGUUGAAGAACGCAGCCAUGGCGUACUGGAAAACUCUCACGUCAACGGUUGAAAUGGCAGUAUCGUCACGAAGUGGCAACGGGGGAGGUUGA